AUGCUGCAGAUUGACGCAGCCGCGGAGGUAGGCAUCGCUCUGAAGAAUGCAGCUUGCGGCUGCAACGCCACGCUCAGUGUAGAUGGUGCAUUGUCUGGCAGAGGUGUAUCCUCAGCACUGCUGUCCCUCGAGGGCUGUGCAGACGAGGCCCUGCAGAUUUCGCAUGUGCGCUUUGAAGCGAAGGCAGCGGCUGUGGCAAAGGCACGCUCCCACACAUUGCUGAACAAUAUCACCGUAGAGUACCUGCAGCCUGUUGCAGACAAGACUCCGAUCCUGGUGUCGCCGAGCUUCCGAGCAGAUGCGGUGGAGAUUUCUUGCGCCCAGUGCGACAAUGGCGUCACCUUCCAUGAAGAAAGCGGCCUCUAUGCGGUCAGUAGCUCGAUGCUCAACUGCCAGCGUCAGGCCAGUUUGGUUAGCGGGCGCACGGAUGUCUGCGAUUGCGAGGGCCAACUUGUUGUGGACAAAGACUUCAGGCAGCAGCAAGUGGGCGUUGCACAAACCUUCGCAUACUGCACCUAUUGCCAUCCGCAGCACGAGAAGCUCAACGGGACAUGCCACAAGUGCCCCGUGCACCAGGCGUGGUCCGGAGGAGAAGGAGAGCGGUGCAAGCUCUGGCCAACCUCCGUGAGCGUGCGCUGGUCACUGCUGCUUGCUUCGGCGGCCUUCGUGCUGCUGGCAGCUGGCGCCUUGGAGAUCCUCUGGGCGCCUCUGGCCAUCGUGGAUGCCCACACGCUGGAGGGCAAGGGCAAGGACUUCGUGAUCACUGUGCAGGGCCCCAUUUGCCAGCUGCCCAAGAAGCUAGCUCAGUGGGUGCACCGCAGCGUUGCCUACAGAUUUGAGGACACAGGGCUUCACUGGUUGCAGGCCGAAACAAAAGAUUCUCCCCCGAAGCUGCUGAGCCUUGGGCAUGCCAAGCUACAGCUCCCACAGCAGCUACAGCCACCUUUCACGUGCGCCACCAGCCGUGGCUUCCUGCAGGCAGCCGACUACCGGUGGCUGCUCUUCCGGCUUUGGCUCCUUUUCUUAUUGGUCAUCCCGGUCCCUACCGCCAUAGUUGUGGCCGUCCUGUCGGGCAACCGCGUGCAGCACGUGCUGGUGACGAUCAUGGCCUUUGCCCUGCCCCUGGCGCUGCUUGCGGCGGCCCUUCACCCGGCCUCAGCGUGGCUGCUCCGCCGGCAGCGCACGCCCCUGCAGGACGCUCACCAGGAGUACCUGAGCAAGAUACGUCUUGCUGGGCCGUCUGUGGAACGGCGAGACCAUCCGAAGGAUCACGGCAUCGCCGCAGACGCCUUGUUCGAGUUCUGGGAGCACUUCCAGCGCUUCUUGCUGGACCGCAACAUGCAUUUUGUGGUUUCCAACAUCGUCCUACCACUGACAGCCAAGAGAAAAGUGUCCUUCGUAGACCUCCUGGGCAGCCGCCGCGUCGAUUUUUUCGUGUCCCACAGCUGGGGGACGCCGUUUCAGCAUUUCGUGAAAUGCAUACGACGCCAUGCAAGCUUUGCGAGGGCACCUGAUGCUGCGUAUUGGAUAUGUUCUCUUGCCAACAAUCAGUGGGACGUUGAGGGCGCCCUUGGAACAGAUGUCAUGGAGAGCGCCUUUGCCCGUGUACUUCUGGCAGGUGUCCGGGGCGUCGUCAUG
Messenger RNA from Symbiodinium necroappetens, 1638 nucleotides. NCBI's taxonomy places the organism in Eukaryota, Dinophyceae, Suessiales, Symbiodiniaceae. The record is from the annotation of a GenBank genome assembly.